CGGCGCAGGCGCAUUUCCACGCUUUCCUGCGCUUGGCGCUGGGGUUCUGUUGUUGUUGUGUUGUUUGACAUUCAGACGCCGGCUCAACCCGGCGAAUUUUUCAUCUUGAAUCAUCAGAUCAACCAGCGUCCAAAAUGACGAUCGGUAAAAACAACAAAAUGCUGGCGCAUAUAAACUACCGAGUCCGGGUGAUCCUCCAGGACUCGCGCACAUUUAUCGGCACCUUCAAAGCGUUCGACAAGCAUAUGAACCUGAUUCUUGGAGACUGCGAAGAAUUCCGCAGAGUCAAGUCCAAGGUGGCCCGUGGCGUUGACAAAGAGGAGAAGCGGGUACUCGGCUUUGUGCUGCUGCGCGGCGAGAACAUCGUUUCCCUCACCGUUGAAGGGCCGCCACCACCAGAGGAGGGCCUUCCCAGGGUCCCCAUCCCAGGUGCCGCGCCUGGCCCAGGAAUGGGACGUGCUGCUGGACGUGGAGUUCCAGUCGGCGCAGCAACUGUUCCUGCAGGUCUGCAAGGUCCGGUUCGAGGAGUUGGUGGACCAUCACCCCAAGUUAUGGCGCCAGGUGGUGGACGAGGCGCAAUGCCACCAAUGGGUGGACCACCCAGGCCUCCAAUGAGCAGAAUGCCUCCAGGACCACCUCCAGGCAUGAUGGGCCCGCCUCCAGGAAUGAUGGGAAUGCCUCCAGGCGUGAUGGGAAGAGGAAUUCCUCCUCCUGGAAUGAGAGGCCCUCCUCCGCCAGGACCACCAAGGCCAUUCUAAGCAUUAUUCUCAGUUUGGAUGAUUGGAUGAGUGCAAGUGCAAGUUGGAGUUCAACUCUGCUUGCAACCGAUGAAAUCCAGCAAGAUUGCUGUGCUGUACAUACUUUUUUACUAUAGCUAUUAAACGCGUGGAAAUAAAUGGUUAGUCGCGUAUGAAUGUGGAAA
Molecule: messenger RNA, 922 nt
Organism: Cloeon dipterum
Lineage: Eukaryota; Metazoa; Arthropoda; Insecta; Ephemeroptera; Baetidae
Gene: SmB
Product: small ribonucleoprotein particle protein SmB
Exons: 5
Coding region: 135-758 (207 amino acids)
Biological process (GO): mRNA splicing, via spliceosome
Cellular component (GO): cytoplasm; U2-type prespliceosome; U1 snRNP
Molecular function (GO): RNA binding
Source: RefSeq, a predicted model, not a curated record